AUGGAUCUUUACAACCACCUCGUCGACGGCUUCGAUCCACGGAUUAAACCAUAUUUCCUCAUGUCCAGCCCAGUCCCCAUGUCGGGCAUUCUGCUUUGCUACUUGUUCUUUGUACUGCACCUGGGACCUCGCAUCAUGGCCAACCGCAAACCCUUUCAACUUAAAGAAGCCAUGAUUGUCUACAACUUCGUACUUGUAGCUCUUUCAAUAUAUAUAGUUUAUGAGUUCCUGAUGUCUGGUUGGGCUACAACUUUUACUUGGAGAUGUGACCCAAUUGAUACCUCUGACAGCCCUCAAGCAUUAAGGAUGGUUUCAGUAGCUUGGCUUUUCUGGUUUUCCAAGAUUAUCGAGCUCAUGGAUACAGUCUUCUUUGUGUUGAGGAAAAAGCAGGGUCAGAUCACUUUCCUGCACAUUUUCCACCACUCCUUCAUGCCCUGGACAUGGUGGUGGGGUGUGGGCUAUGCUCCUGGUGGAAUGGGGUCUUUUCACGCCAUGGUUAACUCUUCAGUGCACGUCGUCAUGUACUUCUACUAUGGGCUCGCUGCUGCUGGACCCCGCUUCCAGAAGUUUCUGUGGUGGAAGAAAUACAUGACUGCCAUUCAGCUGACUCAGUUCGUGCUCAUCUCGCUCCAUGCCACUCAAUGGUACUUCAUGGACCGAUGCGACUACCAGUUCCCCCUCGUCCUUCACCUCAUCUGGAUGUACGGCACAUUCUUCUUCGUUCUCUUCUCCAACUUCUGGAUCCAGGCCUACGUGAAGGGGAAGCGCCUGCCCAAACAAGUCGCUCCAUCUCAGCCGAACGGAAGCACAGCAGCUCACGCCAACGGGAAGCACCUCAAAAACGGCACAAAACUCAAAGAAAACGGCACCAGCAACGGCUUCACCCACGAGAACGGCACUUUGAACGGCUCGGCCCCCUACAUGGGCAAAAUGAAGAAGGCCUAA
Molecule: messenger RNA, 945 nt
Organism: Knipowitschia caucasica
Lineage: Eukaryota; Metazoa; Chordata; Actinopteri; Gobiiformes; Gobiidae
Source: the annotation of a GenBank genome assembly